Sceloporus undulatus (fence lizard) is the source of this 2784-nucleotide messenger RNA. RefSeq names its product keratin, type II cytoskeletal 2 oral-like. The transcript is spliced from 19 exons. Gene Ontology annotation, molecular function: structural constituent of skin epidermis. Gene Ontology annotation, cellular component: keratin filament. The record is from RefSeq and is a predicted model, not a curated record. The coding region runs from base 1 to 2784 and encodes 927 amino acids. Lineage: Eukaryota; Metazoa; Chordata; Lepidosauria; Squamata; Phrynosomatidae. Gene Ontology annotation, biological process: intermediate filament organization; keratinization.
AUGGACCAACAGUUCUUCUGUUGUUCUCACAGAAGGAGAGGUUUCACUUCUGCCUCCUCUACUGGAGUUAGCUAUGAGAUCAAGUCAAGUAAGCCACCUGUAAGUCAACCUCACAUGGCCACUGCCAGGUGUGCAGGAGGUAACACCAGCAGAAGUUUCCAUAACUUUGGUCAGACCCAAAGGAUUUCUAAUUGUAGGUACAGGAGUGGAGGGAUCCGUGAGAUUUAUGUCAACAAACAGCUCUUAGAACCUCUCUAUCUGGGGGUUGAUCCACAUGACCAUAAGGUCAAAGCAGAGGAGAAGGAACAAUUGAAGCACCUCAACACUCAGUUUGCUUGCUUCAUUGACAAGGUCAGAUAUUUGGAAGAAAGGAACCAGUUCCUGGCCACCAAGUGGGAACUGCUGAAAUCCCACAGAAAUUCUACCGUUAAGAAAGAUCUUUCCCCACUAUGUGAAAAUUACAUCACAGGCCUGAGAAGAAAACUUGAUUAUUUAUUUCAUGAGAAGAACCAACUCCAACAGCAACACAAGACCAUGAAGAACCUGAUUGAGGAAAGCCAGGGCAUGUAUGAAGAAGAAGUCAAGAGACGAACAAAUGCAGAGAAUGAUUUUACCUUGCUAAAGCAGGAAGUUGAUGGGGUAUUUAAAGAGCAGAAGGAACUGGAACACAAGAGAGAAGUGCUGAAAGAAAACAUUGCUUUCUUGGCAAACUUCUUUGAAAAGGAACGUGAAAUGUUGAAAUCUGGUUUCAACAAUACAGCUGUGGUGGUCAACAUGGACAACAGUAGAUGCCUGGAUAUGGAUGACCUCAUCCAAGACAUUGAAAGCUGGUAUCAGAGCAUUGUUCAAAGAAGCAAGGGAGAAGCUAAUCUCUUUUACUGGAGCCAGAUGGAGGAUCUCCAGAGCAAAUGCUGUCAGUUCCAUGAGAACCUGAGAAAAAACAACAGUGAAAUUGCUGAGCUGAAUCGCUUUGUCCAGAUAAUGAGAUACCAAGUAGGAAAUGAGAAGAAAAAGGUUGCUUCUCUGCAAGCUGCCAUCAAGGACACCAAAGAACUUGGAGAACAUGCUCUGCAAGAUGCUGAAGCUAAGCACAAAGAGCUUCAGAACAGUGUGCAGAACUUCAAGGACAGAUUGGUUGCCCUUGUGCGGGAUUAUCAGGAUCUCAUGAACACCAAAUUGGCCCUUGAUAUUGAAAUUUCAACAUACAAGACACUGCUGGAGGGAGAGGAGCAGAGAAUCUCUUCAGGAGUUCCUGUGAAUGUGGCUGUGGUGAACAAUACCUGUGCAAUGGCACUGCAUGAGCAUGAGGAGGGAGAGGCUCAUGUCCAUCACCCUGGUGCAGACAGGAGCUCCAAAGCUGGGUCAGAGAAGUACUCUGCUCUUGGUUUUAUUGUGAAUUUUAAAGGAGCUACUCAAGAUGCUGAAUCUACUGGGACCUACAGGGUCUACAAGUUCCAUCCAGGCUUCUCCAGCAGCCAAAGCCUAUCUAGCCUUGGUGGAAGAGCAUCCUUAUCCCUCCAUGGAGGUCAGAAGAGUGACACCUUACCAAGAAGAUACAGCAUCCAGGGGGUUCAUGUUGAUCCAAAUCAGCUGAUGCCUUUGCCUGGGACCAUUUGCCCUGACAUCCAGAAAGUGAAACGUCAGGAGAUGGAAGACAUAAAGCACCUGAACAGCCAGUUUGCUGGGUUCAUUGAGAAGGUACAAUGUCUUGAACAGAAGAACCAGCUGCUAGCAACCAAAUGGACCCUUCUGCAGAAGCAAACCAAACCAAACACUCAAGAUACGGAAUCUUUUUUUGAGCGGUUCAUUUGCAGUUUGAAGAAUCAACUGGACUGCUUGCUGCAUGAGAACAGAAAACUGCAAACUGAUCGCAAGAAUGCCAAAGAGUUGACUGUGGACUGCAAGCAGAGGUAUGAAGAGAAGGUUAAUGAGCACACUGCAGCAGAGAAUGAAUUUGUGGGACUCAAGAAGGAUACAGACUGUCUAACUGUGAUGAAUGCUGAAUUAGAGGCCAAAGUCAGCCUCCUUUACCAAGAAAUUCAGUGUCUGAGAAAUGUAUUUAGUGAGGAGCAAGGUCAGCUAGACAAACAAGUUGGAGAUCUGGGUGUGGUUGUGAAAAUGGACAACAGCAGAAACUUUGACAUGGACUGCAUUGUCACUAAAAUCAAGAAGGAAUAUGAGGAAGUUGUCCAGAGAAGCAAAGCUGAAGCUGAUGCCUUUUACCAAAACAAAUAUGAAGAGGCUCAAAAGAAGAGAUGCAACUUCAAGGGAGAUUUGAAGCACCGUGAGCAACAGAUUUUGGAGCUCAAUAGAACAAUCAAGAAGCUUCAGUGUGAGAUUGAGCGUGUGCAAAAGGAGAAUACCGAGCUUCAGAAGGCAUUGUGUGAUGCAACAGAAAAGGGUGACAAUGCUCUCAAAGAUGCCCAGAAGAAAUAUGCAGAGUUGGUAGAAGCUCUUCGGAAUGGCAAAGAUGAACUGGCAGGCCUGCUCCGGGACUACCAGGAACUACUGAAUGUCAAGUUAGCCCUUGAUAUUGAGAUUGCAGCCUACAACAGUCUACUGAAGGGGGAAGAGGAGAGGAUGUCCAGAGAUUGUGGAAGCUCAGUCAGUAUCUCUGUAGCCAAUGCCUCAAGGUCAUCUCAGAGUGCUGUGAAGCAAAGACAUGAAUGCUGUACGAAGGAUGGAGCCAUUUCUGGAUCUGGAAACUUAGGAACUACAGUAUCUAAUUGUAGUCACAAGAAGCAAGGAUGUCAAAGUGAAAACUCAAGCAAAACUAAAAAAUGA